Messenger RNA from Ostreobium quekettii, 546 nucleotides. Lineage: Eukaryota; Viridiplantae; Chlorophyta; Ulvophyceae; Bryopsidales; Ostreobiaceae. The record is from the annotation of a GenBank genome assembly.
AUGGCAAGGACACGUGCACCCAUCGAGGCGCGCCUGAGCGGAGUUGUGCAAGUCAGGGCGCCGACCAGGCUGUCAGGUGCGCAGGCCGUCAGGAUGCGAAUGAGUGAGCAGCGCUGCGAGCUGGAGCUGUCGCACAAAAGGUCCGUGGACGCCCUGGAGAAAGGGUGGAAAGACAAAUGGGAGGCGUGCGAGCAGGAUUUCCGGAGAGAGAUCCAGCAGUUGAGGGACGAGAAGGCUGCCUUGGAAAACCGCCUCGUGGCUGGCGCCAGCGAGCUGGAGCGCCUGAACGAAGAGCUGGACCGCUUCAAGGACAUGGCAGAGGGAAGCCUUCAGAAGGAGCACCAGCAACUCGUCGAUGCCGAGGAGGAAAGGGACUCAGCCCGAGAGCUCCUAUCCAGCAUGAAUCAGGAAAUUCAGGAAGUCCUGGCUGCGCUGCAGGAAGGAGAUGAACACAUCAAGGUUGGCCGCGACAUGUGGCUGAAACCCAAAAUUAUCGGAAUGUUUGUGUUUUCUAUAUACGGAAGGGCAAGGAGCGCAACAGAGUGA